This is a messenger RNA of Blastocystis hominis, 353 nucleotides long. RefSeq lists its product as hypothetical. Bases 1 to 201 code for a protein of 66 amino acids. The transcript is spliced from 2 exons. Lineage: Eukaryota; Bigyra; Opalinata; Blastocystidae. The record is from RefSeq and is a predicted model, not a curated record.
AUGGAAAUUAUUAAGAAUGAUGUGAAGAAUAAAUCCAAGACAGGCAAGAAGGCAAAAAAGGAGUACAUGCCGUCAACCAAUUCGAGCUAUUAUCGCAUCACCCAGGGAUUUAAGAACCUUUGGAAGCUCACUGGUGAAACAGAAGAGAUUCGCAUGAGAAACAUAUCUUUUUAUAAUAUGGUUACAGUUCUUAAUUGGUAGUUAUCGUUUUUUGUGAAUACUGCUCUCUUUAUUGGGUCCGUCUUCCUCUACGACAAGUAUGGUAACAUGGUGGCAAUCUAAAAUCGACGGGGCUAUGAUGCGGUUAUCGUUUUGUAGGUGCACCAGUAUAUGGGUUGGUUUAGUUCAUAUUA